GCGGGACUGUCACUCGCGAGGAGAUGGAGAAGGUGGUCCGGGUCGCAUUCCUGCUCGCUGCCGUGGGCGCAGCCACGGGCGUCAGUGGCUUCGCGUCAUGAGGAGACGGUGAGACCUAGAGGAGUGAAAUUUGACGAGCGAAGAAGAUAACAUGAAAGCAAUGGAAAUUUGCAUAAAGAAGCUCAAAUUUGAUAGUGAAACUUUAGAAAAUAUUAUGUCAAAACCACCAUCGGAGGAUGAUGAAAACUCAAGGUGUCUCAUUGAAUGCACCAUGCAGAGUCACAAAAUACUCAUGAAAGAGUAUCUUGAUCUACUGCAGUUCGAGAAAUAUAUGAUCAAAUCUCUGAGCGAAGCCAACGAGGAAGUAGGACAGAGACUGCCUGCUGAGUUCAUGGAUCGUGCUAAAUCAUGUGGUUUACAGAGAGGAAAAGGAAAGUGCGUAACCGGAUUCAAGAUUUGGAAAUGCCUCUCUGAUUUGACUCUACCCUAUUUUGUUGGUGGUAUAACCACUGUCACCAUCUGAAAGAAGAUCGAGUUAAUAAAAUAUUCGUAAUGAAUACCUCUGUUUAUAAUCGACUGUAGUUUGGUAACCACAACUUUACCUUUUGUAUUUACAGUUAAAAUAAAAUAAAAACAUUUAACAACAGUA
Messenger RNA from Bacillus rossius redtenbacheri, 649 nucleotides. RefSeq lists its product as uncharacterized. Bases 152 to 523 code for a protein of 123 amino acids. The record is from RefSeq and is a predicted model, not a curated record. NCBI's taxonomy places the organism in Eukaryota, Metazoa, Arthropoda, Insecta, Phasmatodea, Bacillidae. Gene Ontology annotation, molecular function: odorant binding. The transcript has 8 exons.